This is a messenger RNA of Populus euphratica (Euphrates poplar), 1427 nucleotides long. Its product is annotated as serine/threonine-protein phosphatase PP1 isozyme 4-like. The record is from RefSeq and is a predicted model, not a curated record. The coding region runs from base 139 to 1089 and encodes 316 amino acids. Gene Ontology annotation, cellular component: cytoplasm; nucleus. The transcript has 4 exons. NCBI's taxonomy places the organism in Eukaryota, Viridiplantae, Streptophyta, Magnoliopsida, Malpighiales, Salicaceae. Gene Ontology annotation, molecular function: protein serine/threonine phosphatase activity.
UCUCUCUUUUUUUUAAUUAAAAACCCACACAACACUAGAAAAAAGAACAGGAAGAAGGCUGUUUAAAAAAAAAAGGGAACAUCUAGGGUUUGUUUGCAAAAAGAAAGCCAGAGCCGUUGAAAGAGGAGGGGAGAUCGGAUGGCUACACAAGGGCAGGCGGCGAUGGACCCCGCCGUACUAGAUGAUAUAAUCAGACGUUUAACAGAAGUCCGAUCAGCCAGACCAGGCAAGCAAGUUCAGCUAUCGGAGGCUGAGAUCAAGCAGCUCUGUGUUGCUUCUCGUGAUAUUUUCCUCAAACAACCUAAUCUGCUCGAGCUUGAAGCCCCCAUCAAGAUAUGCGGUGACAUUCACGGGCAGUAUAGUGAUUUAUUGAGACUUUUUGAGUAUGGAGGUUUUCCACCUGAAGCCAAUUAUUUAUUUUUGGGGGACUACGUUGAUCGAGGAAAGCAAAGUUUGGAAACUAUAUGCCUUUUGCUUGCCUAUAAGAUUAAAUAUCCAGAGAACUUCUUUCUUCUACGAGGAAACCAUGAAUGUGCUUCUAUAAAUCGGAUAUAUGGAUUUUACGAUGAAUGUAAGCGGCGGUUUAAUGUGAGGCUAUGGAAAUCCUUCACUGACAGUUUCAACUGCCUCCCUGUUGCUGCUUUGAUAGACGACAAGAUAUUGUGCAUGCAUGGUGGUCUUUCCCCUGAUUUGACCAAUUUGGAUCAAAUUAGAAACUUGCCUCGCCCAAUUGCUGUUCCAGACACUGGCUUGCUUUGUGAUUUACUCUGGUCAGAUCCUUGCAGAGAUGUUAAGGGAUGGGGGAUGAAUGAUAGAGGAGUUUCAUACACCUUUGGUCCUGAUAAGGUGGAAGAAUUUCUGACAAAGCAUGAUUUAGACCUUGUCUGUCGUGCUCAUCAGGUUGUGGAGGAUGGGUAUGAAUUCUUUGCCAACAGGCAACUUGUUACCAUAUUUUCAGCUCCCAACUAUUGUGGUGAAUUUGACAAUGCUGGUGCUAUGAUGAGCGUUGAUGAAAAUCUGUUGUGCUCCUUUCAAAUUUUAAAGCCCUCAGAGAAAAAGGCCAAUUUCAUGAUGCCAAACACAAUGUGAUGGCUGCAAUAUUAUUGGUCCUUGGUAUUACCCUAGGGGAACUGGCAUUGAAGAUUUCCAGGUACUCUAGGAGAUGCAGGCACGACUCCUCAUGCAUUAUUUACUGGUCGGUGGGGGAGAAGCUUAACAAAUCAGUUCUGAAGGCGCAUGCUGUGGGGUGUGCCAAAAGUCAGAAGGAUCUGUUCUCUUUUCUUUUUUUCUUUUAUCGAUCUAGUACUUUUCUUUGUAGUUCUUACUUCAGCAUAUGUGCAUAUAUUUGGCCUGGUAAUUAAAAUUAUGUUUAGGCAUCAAAAUUGGCCACGUUUAGCUCUAUAAAAGUAGUUUUAAGUUUUCCUGCU